Pogoniulus pusillus (Red-fronted tinkerbird) is the source of this 1950-nucleotide messenger RNA. RefSeq names its product F-box protein 47 (gene FBXO47). Gene Ontology annotation, molecular function: protein binding. The transcript is spliced from 12 exons. Bases 454 to 1833 code for a protein of 459 amino acids. The record is from RefSeq and is a predicted model, not a curated record. Lineage: Eukaryota; Metazoa; Chordata; Aves; Piciformes; Lybiidae.
GAAAAUUGGGAGGAAGGGAAAGGGAAAAGGAAAUAGGAAAAAUGAGAAAUUAGGGGAGGAAGGAAGAAGAAAAAAGGUCAAAGAGAUAAUUGGGGGAGAAAAGGAAAGAAAAAGGAAAAGAGAGAAUUGGGGGGAAGGAAAGAAAUAGAGAAAAAUAAAUGGGGAAAAAAAGAAGGAAGAAAGAAAAAUGAGGUGGAAGAAAAAAGGUCAAAGAGAUAUGGGGGAAGGAAAAAAAGAAGGGAAAAAAUGAAACAGGAGAAAAAGAAGAAAAAAGGUCAAAGAUAAAUGGAGGAGAAUGAAUGAGGGAAAAAAGAGAAGGAAGCGUGGAAGAACCGAGGGCUGGAAAAGGAGCUGAGGAACCCUGAGCACCAUUUCAACAGCAGCUCUGCACGUCUCUGCUGUUCUCUGGACUAAUUAGGGUAACAAGGUGGAGUUUAUGGGAUUGGCAGCAGGAUGGCAGCCACCACGGGCAGCAGCAGCAGCCACCACCACCCUAUGGCCAAGCAGAGGCAGCAACGCAGCAGCCGCCACCGGCGCCACAGGCAGAGCUGCAGCAGCCUGGACACAGCCUGCCAGGCUCUGUCUGCACUGGGUUACUUUCAGACACUGCCAUUAGAGAUCUUUCAGAUGGUACUGAAUUACCUCUCAGUGAGAGACAUCAGCAUGCUGAGCAUGGUGUCCAAGAGCAUCAGCAGCCACCUGGUCAGUUACAUCUCAAGCUCCUCAGGAAACAAAAGGCUUCUGCUGCAAGACUUCCACAACCCUCAGCUGCCCAACAAGACAGAAGGAGCCUCCAUUGUGGAGCACUACAGAUCUCUAGGGCUGCUGCUGAAGCGCUGCACCCUUCUGCUGCCCACUAAGGACAGGCUGAAGUACAUACACAGGAUCCUCUCAGAGGUCUCCUGUUUUAAGCUCAAUGGCUGCCCAAGCCCCUUGCAGUGCUCAGGGCUGCAGUGCUAUGGAGUGUUCCUGCAGAUCCUGACAGCAGGCUGGGAUGAGCUGGAGUGCCACAGGGUCUUCAACUUCCUCUGUGAGCUGAGCAAUUUACCCAGGAAAGUCCAGACAGUUGUCAGCAGCAAACCAGGAAGUGCCAGGAAGCUGGAGGUGAGGGUCAGGCUGUACUGCAGGAGUGUCCUCUUGAACCACUGGGUGCACAGAAGUGACUCUGCCUUCUGGCUGACUCGGAUCCUCAAGCCAUGGCCUAUUGUCAACCAAGCUCGCCUGCUCUACAUCAUCUUCGGGCCUGUGUCCUCCCUCGAUGGCCAUGUGGUGUGGCAGCAAAUGAUCGAAGGGCCAACGGAUGAGAGCUGCCUGAAGGGGCUGGCAGAGGCCAUCAAGCUGCUGUACGACACAGAAGCCAGGGAGUGGACAGCAGAUGAUGUCAUCAGCCUGCUGGAUGAGCUCUCAGUGGUUCCCCGCGAGUGGCUGCUGGAGAACAGCGCUCGGCUGCUCAUCCUCAGUGGCAACAGCAUCUGCUUCACCUUCCUGGCCAGCAAGGCUGUCAAUGGCAGAGCCCUGGAGCUGGCCAGGCUGAUGGUCUUCCUCACCCUGGUGUGUGAGAAGGAUCUCUACUGCAUGGACUGGGCUGUCAAAAUGAUGCAGAAGAUCUGCAAAGUCUUUGCAACUCCAGGGGAGAGGAACAACUUCCUGCAGUGUGUGGAGAAUGCCUUUGCCCACAUGGCCAUGGACAUGCUGCAGGCAGUGCUGGCAGGAGGAGAUCGAGAUGCAGAGGACAGCAGCUUCUUCAACCUCUUCCACCUCAUGAAUGCUCAAGCAAGCUUCCACAAGGAGAUCCUCUACCUGACCAUGGGGGCUGCCACCACCACCUCCUGAGGCUUCACAGGCUGCUCCUGCUGCGCCUUUCAUCUUCAACCCCUUGCCAAGAAGCAGCCAAAUCCUUCUCAGCAUUCCCUCCUAGGGGCUGGGGUGGCAGCAGGAGGGGCUGGGGUG